Molecule: messenger RNA, 512 nt
Organism: Staurois parvus
Lineage: Eukaryota; Metazoa; Chordata; Amphibia; Anura; Ranidae
Source: the annotation of a GenBank genome assembly
AUGUACACACACACACAUGCACAGAGACACAUGUACACACACACACAGACAGACACACAUGUACAUACACACAGACACAUGUACAUACACAGAAAUACACACACGCGCACACACACUUGUACAUACACACACAGACAUGUACAUACACACAAGCACACACACACACACAUACAUGCACACACACAUGUACACACACACACGCAUGUAAACACACACAUACAUGUAUACAAAUACACACAGCCCUAUAAAAAUUUGCAGUAUAUCGUUACCUUCACUCACAGAGCCGGGUACUGCACUCUAGGGGGAGGCAGAGAGCACAGCGCACACUCCUUCCUUUGCUUUGAUUUUGCUCAACUAUUGAGCAGUCUGACGUCUCCCAGUGUGAGUGACAGAUCCAGCCCUGAGUUCCGAGCCUGCUCAGCAAGACGGCCCUGGGGACACACUCGCCCCCACCAUAAUUUCCACUUGCCAAUGCGAGCAAGUGAGUGGAAAUUUAAAGCCCUGAUGUAACG